CCGGCGGCGGCAGUGGCGGCAGAGGCGGCGAGCGCGGCGCAGGCACCGGCCCGGGAGCAGCAUCAUGAGCGGAUCACAGAGCAAUGACCUGAGAAGACAGUUUCUGCUGGAGCGGCUGCUGGACGCAGUGAAACAGUGCCAGAUCCGCUUUGGAGGGAGGAAGGAGAUCGCCUCGGAUUCCGACAGCAGGGUGACCUGUCUGUGUGCCCAGUUCGAGGCCGUCCUGCAGCAUGGCCUGAAGAGGAGCCGGGGAUUGGCGCUAACGGCGGCCGCGAUCAAACAGGCGGCAGGCUUCGCCAGCAAAACAGAGACAGAGCCGGUGUUCUGGUUCUACGUGAAGGAGGUCCUCAGCAAGCACGAGCUGCCACGCUUCUACUCCCUGCGCCACAUCGCCUCGGACGUGGGUCGCGGCCGGGCCUGGCUGCGCUGUGCCCUCAACGAACACUCCCUGGAGCGCUACCUGCACAUGCUCCUGGCCGACCGUGGCAGGCUCAGUGCUUUUUAUGAAGAUUGGUCUUUUGUGAUGGAUGAAGAAAGGUCUAGCAUGCUUCCUACCAUGGCAGCUGGUCUCAACUCUAUCCUCUUUGCAAUUAACAUCGACAACAAGGAUUUAAACGGGCAGAGUAAGUUUGCUCCUACUGUCUCAGACCUCUUGAAGGAGUCCACGCAGAACGUGACCUCCUUGCUCAAGGAGUCCACGCAGGGCGUGAGCAGCCUUUUCAGGGAGAUCACCGCGUCCUCUGCUGUGUCCAUCCUCAUCAAGCCCGAGCAGGACACGGAGCCCCUGCCCGUCGUGUCCAAGCACGUCAGCACCGAUGCCAAAUGUAAAAAGGAGCGGAAGAAGAAGAAGAAGGUGACCAACAUCAUCUCGUUCGAUGACGAGGAAGAGGAGCAGAACUCUGCUGAGGUUUUUAGGAAGAUUCCCGGGGCCGGGGAGAGCUCCGAGGAGAACUCCGACCGCUCCUCCGUCAAUAUCAUGUCGGCCUUCGAAAGCCCCUUUGGGCCAAAUUCCAACGGAAGUCAGAGCAGCAACUCAUGGAAAAUUGAUUCUCUGUCUUUGAACGGGGAGUCUGGGUACCAGAAGCUUGACGUGAAAAGCAUCGAUGACGAGGAUGUGGAUGAGCACGAGGAUGAAGUGUGCGGAGGGAGCGUGUCCAGAAAGAAGUGCCUGGGCCACUCGCCUGACAAGCCGCUGGAUGUGAACGCCCGCCUCCCCCCGAUGCACAGCUGGGCCCCGCUGCAGGUGCUCCACGGCGACGCCGAAGUCCUCUUCCCCGUCAGCACGGUGGGCUCGUGCAGCCCUGCAGAUGCCCCCCUUGGGAGCCUGGAGAACGGGAUGGGACCGGACGACCACGUUCUCCCGGAGCCUGGGCCCCGGUACAGCAUGGAAGCCAGUCCUCCCGGCCAGGGAGGCCCUCUGAGCAGCCUGCUGCCUUCCGCCGCGGUGCCAGAGUCGAUGACCAUCAAUGAACUGCGACAGGCCAUUGUGGCCAUGAUGAACCGGAAGGACGAGCUGGAAGAAGAGAACAGGUCUUUGCGGAACCUGCUUGAUGGCGAGAUGGAGCAUUCCGCGGCGCUCCGGCAGGAGGUCGACACCUUGAAAAAGAAGGUGGCUGAGCAGGAGGAGCGGCAUGUCCUGAAGGCCCAGGCACUGGCCAGUUCACUGAUAAAAUAUAUUGACAGAAAAAAAUGUCUGCUACAGCAUCGUUGA
Messenger RNA from Suricata suricatta (meerkat), 1711 nucleotides. It is a transcript of the gene SNX29, whose product is annotated as sorting nexin 29. The record is from RefSeq and is a predicted model, not a curated record. The transcript is spliced from 14 exons. Lineage: Eukaryota; Metazoa; Chordata; Mammalia; Carnivora; Herpestidae. The coding region runs from base 65 to 1711 and encodes 548 amino acids.